Messenger RNA from Aspergillus alliaceus, 2850 nucleotides. It is a transcript of the gene atg1, whose product is annotated as serine/threonine protein kinase ATG1. Gene Ontology annotation, molecular function: ATP binding; protein serine/threonine kinase activity. The record is from RefSeq and is a predicted model, not a curated record. Gene Ontology annotation, cellular component: cytoplasm; autophagosome. Gene Ontology annotation, biological process: protein autophosphorylation; autophagosome organization; autophagy. The coding region runs from base 1 to 2850 and encodes 949 amino acids. The transcript has 3 exons. NCBI's taxonomy places the organism in Eukaryota, Fungi, Ascomycota, Eurotiomycetes, Eurotiales, Aspergillaceae.
AUGCCCAUUGGUCGCUAUACUAGAUUGGAUGAGAUUGGCCGGGGAAGCUUUGCCACGGUCUAUCAGGGCGUCCAUACGAAAUCACGCACUUACGUCGCCAUCAAGUCCGUCAAUCUCUCCAAAUUGAACAAGAAGCUAAAGGAGAACCUCUCCUCGGAGAUUCAUAUCCUUAAAGGGCUAUACCACCCACACAUCGUUGCCCUCAUUGACUGUCAUGAGACGACUUCACACAUCCACCUGGUGAUGGAGUACUGUGCUUUGGGAGACUUAUCUCUAUUUAUCAAGCGCCGAGAUACACUAGGGGAUCAUCGGUAUACAAAAGACAUGAUUGCGAAGUACCCGAAUCCCCGUGGCGGUGCACUGAACGAAGUCGUCGUUCGCCAUUUCCUCAAGCAACUGGCCAGCGCCCUCAAGUUUCUCCGUGAUCGAAACUUGAUCCACCGUGACAUCAAACCUCAGAAUCUUCUGCUGUGCCCGUCUCCGUCAUCAUACCGGAGUGGCAAUACUCAGGUAGUUCCGUUCAAAGGUUGCGAGGACUCCUUCAGCCCUGCGACGGGACUGGAAUCUCUACCGAUGCUCAAGAUUGCAGACUUCGGGUUUGCUCGGUCUCUUCCAUCGACAUCGCUUGCGGAAACAUUAUGUGGCUCCCCUCUGUAUAUGGCUCCAGAAAUUCUGCGGUAUGAGAAGUAUGAUGCUAAGGCGGAUCUUUGGUCCGUGGGCACGGUGCUUUACGAGAUGGUGGUGGGCAAACCUCCCUUUCGGGCGACAAAUCACGUUGAGUUGCUCCGAAAAAUUGAAAAAGGAGAGGAUAGGAUCAAGUUUCCAGAGGAGAAUCCUGCCUCUGAUGAAAUCAAAUCACUGAUCCGGAUGCUAUUGAAGAGGAAUCCUGUGGAGCGGAUGAAUUUCUCUGAUUUUUUCGAGUGCGAUACCAUCACAGGGCCUAUCUCCGGGUUAAUAGCUGAUGAUGUGCCGCCAACAUCCCGCCGUUCCUCUAUAGCUGUUGAUACCACAGGACCCGCAUCUCGCCCCCAGUCUCGAACUGGCUCAAGAACUCCCACCGGGGUGAAACGCGAGAAAGAUGCAUCUUAUCCCGGAAGGAGAGAUGACCCAACCUCAUACCCAGUUGCUCAACAGCCUACCGCUCAGAAGUCAGAAACUCCACCAGCUCCCUCAUCUCCCAUGCGUAGGGGGGGAAGUAUGGACAGGCCGGCUACAUCUAAAGAAUCUGCGAGCACUGCCCCUCAAAGACCAAGUGCAGUGUCUCUCGCCACAGCCCCUGGCCGUCAGGAACUCGUGGAUCGAAAUGCUACUGCUGCUGUCAUGGAGCGACAGAGGAGCCGGAAUACGUAUGCGGGGAUUCCACAAGCAGAGAAGCAAGCAGAGAGAACGAAAGAGGAAAGAGAGCGCGCUGCACAAGAGGUUGCGUUUGAGAGAGACUAUGUGGUUGUGGAGAAACGCGCCGUGGAGGUGAAUGCCUUUGCAGAUGAGUUGGCACACAGUCCUCGGAUCCAGGGAGGCUUCCCCAGGAACGCUCACGCUAUAUCUCGUCGGCCAGGUACUCAGGGCGCGUCCGGCCCUACAGCUACGUCGCCCUUGGCCACUACAGGGAAAGCAAUGCAGGUUGCUUCAGGGCGAGCUCGGGCCGAUUCGACACAUGCGCGUCAGAACUCCUACGAGCGCCGAUACGGCCAGAGUCCUACGUCUGCGAUCUCAAAAGCACUUCACAUGGCCAGUGGACGACUAUUUGGAAUGGGCUUCUCCCCCCCUAUGACUAUCACAAAAGGAGGGCGCUCUCCCCCUCUUGGGUACAACCCUUUCCCGGCGUACCCUACCGCCCAGGGUAGCUUGAUGGUCGUUGGGGAUGGAGCUAGGACUAAUGUGACCCUGGAUGAAGAUGCGAAGACCGUUCAAGUGAUUGAGGAAUGUGCCACCCGGAGUGACGUAGUAUAUGGGUUUGCCGAAGUGAAGUACAAGCAACUCAUUCCGCUGGCACCAUCAGUUCAGACGGACCCGUCUGGAAGAGUCAAUGGGCCUGGCGGCGAGCGGGAUCCUACCGACCUGAUGGAUGGUGGGCUUACGGUUGAUGCUGUGGUAACCCUAUCGGAGGAAGCUCUAGUUCUUUACGUCAAAGCACUAUCUUUACUGGCAAAAUCUAUGGAUAUUGCCGGCGCCUGGUGGACUCGGAAGAACCGUGGAGAAGCGUUUGGCGAGUCGGCCAUGGGUAGGACGGAUGCCACAAGCACGCUUGUCAGCAAUCGGAUCAACAACGUCGUACAAUGGGUGCGGAACCGGUUUAACGAGGUGCUAGAGAAAGCAGAGUUUGUCCGUCUCAAGUUAGUCGAGGGACAAAAGCGCUUGCCACCAGAUCACCCCAGUCACCCCAGUAAUCACUCCAUCGGUUCCUCCGUCGGCUCCGGCGCAUCCACAGACGUUGUUGUGAGUUCGGGCGUAACGGCGGAGAAGCUAAUGUAUGAUCGGGCACUAGAGAUGAGUCGGGCAGCGGCUAUUAAUGAACUCACGGGCGAAGACCUAUCGGGGUGUGAAAUAGCGUAUGUCACGGCCAUUCGGAUGUUGGAAGCUGUAUUGGAGGAAGAGGAGGUAUCUCGGUCUGGACCAGACAAAGCCGAUGCCCAGAGAAAUGGCGACAAAGCGGUACUGGAUGGUGUACGGAUUGAGGACCGCCAAGUGGUGAUGAAAUUGGUGUCCAGCAUCAGGGGUCGCUUGGCAUCCCUGCGCAAGAAACUCACCCUGUUGGCAAAACGACAGAGCCCACCUUCGAGUGUUCCUGGCAAAGUGGCCCCAUCCAACUUGGUGGCUGUUUCUCCAGCCGUUGGGACAACCCCCAGAUAG